CCCGCCGCGCAGGCGCAGGGCGGGUCUCGCCGCUCCUGGGAUGGCGGCGCGGCAGUGACGGGCGGCGGAGGGGGCUGAGGGCUGCGGCAGCGAGCGGCGGAGCGCGGCAGGAUGAUCCCCACCGAGGAGGUGUCGGCCCGCAGGAGGGAGAUCGAGUACAAGCUCAAGCAGGAAGAAUUAACUCUGUCCUUCAUCAAAGAUAGCCUUGAGAAGAGUGACCAGCUCACGAAGAACAUGGUUGCUAUCCUGUCCUCCUUUGAAAGUCGUUUGAUGAAGCUGGAGAACUCCAUCAUCCCGGUCUAUAAACAGACAGAGAACCUGCAGCGCUUGCAGGAGAAUGUGGAGAAGACCCUGUCCUGCUUGGAUCAUGUCAUCAGUUACUACCACGUGGCUAAGGACACAGAGAAGAUCAUAAAAGAAGGCCCCACUGGGAGGCUGGAGGAAUACUUGAAUUGCAUGGACAAAAUCCAGAAGGCAGUGGAAUAUUUCCAGGACAACAAUCCGGACAGCCCAGAGCUGAACCGUGUGAAAUCCCUCUUUGAGAGGGGCAAGGAGUCCCUGGAGUCCGAGUUCCGCAGCCUGAUGACACGGCACACCAAGCCAGUGCCACCCAUCCUCAUCCUGGACCUGAUCAGCGGGGAUGAUGACAUGGAGCCUCAGGAGGAGAUGUUUCUGGAGCACCUCCCAGAGGGUGUCCUGCAUGAUAUCAUCCGCAUUUCCGGCUGGCUGGUGGAGAAUGGCAGGAAUCAAGAUUUCAUGACAGUUUACUUCCAAAUCCGCUCGGUCCAGCUCGACCGCUCCGUCAAGGGGCUGAAGGACCAUUUCCGUAAGAACAGCUCCUCUGCGGGGGUUCCCUAUUCCCCUGCCAUCCAGAACAAAAGGAAGGACACUCCCACCAAGAAGCCAGUCAAGAGACCAGGCACGAUCCGUAAGGCUCAGAACCUUCUGAAACAGUACUCUCAGCAUGGUCUAGAUGGGAAAAAGGGGGCCUCUAACCUCAUUCCUAUGGAAGGGUUGCUACUGCCGCAUAGCCCAACAAAGGGAUUUGCCAGUGUGAGCAUCCAUCCAUGCUGUAACCACCUGGAUAAAUCGCGCCUUCUGUUUGUGCCGGCUGCCAUCUCACUAGGUCAUGAGCAUGACUUACGGGUUAAACACCUUUCCGAUGCCCUGAGCGACAAGCAUGGGCCAGCUGCUGGGAGGGAUGACGUCUUUGACAUCGAGAUCGACGCGUACAUUCACUGUGUUAGUGCCUUUGUCAAACUAGCCCAGAGCGAGUACCAGCUCCUGACAGACAUCGUCCCCGAGCACCACCAGAAGAAGACCUUUGAUUCCCUCAUCCAGGAGUCACUGGAUAACUUGAUCAUGGAGGGGGAUAACAUUGUCUCAGCUGCCCGCAAAGCCAUCAUCCGACACGACUAUUCAGCUGUGCUCACAAUCUUCCCCAUCCUUAAGCAUCUGAAGCAGAUGAAGCCAGAGUUUGACCAGGUCUUGCAGGGAACUGCAGCAGGCACCAAGAACAAACUGCCAGGGCUGAUCACUUCCAUGGAGACCACUGGUGCAAAGGCACUGGAAGAGUUUGCAGACAACAUUAAGAAUGAUCCCGACAAGGAAUAUAACAUGCCAAAAGAUGGGACAGUUCAUGAACUCACCAGCAAUGCCAUCCUUUUCCUCCAGCAAUUGUUGGAUUUCCAGGAGACAGCGGGUGCCAUGCUGGCAUCACAAGAGACCAGCUCUUCAGCUAGUAGUUACAGCUCAGAGUUUAGCAGGCGGCUGCUGAGCACCUACAUCUGCAAAGUGCUGGGCAACUUGCAGCUGAACCUUCUCAGUAAAUCCAAGGUUUAUGAAGACCCAGCUUUGAGUGCCAUUUUUCUGCACAACAACUACAACUACAUUCUGAAAUCUCUGGAAAAAUCUGAGCUGAUCCAGUUGGUAGCUGUGACACAGAAGACAGCUGAGAGGUCUUACCGGGAGCUCAUUGAGCAGCAGAUCCAGACCUACCAGCGCAGCUGGCUGAAGGUGACAGAUUACAUCUUAGAGAGAAACCUGCCCGUCUUUCAACCAGGAGUGAAGCUCAAGGAUAAGGAGAGGCAGAUGAUAAAGGAGCGCUUUAAGGGAUUUAAUGAUGGGCUGGAGGAGCUGUGUAAGAUCCAGAAGGCCUGGGCAAUUCCAGACAUGGAGCAACGGGACAAAAUCCGCCGGGCACAGAAAACCAUUGUGAAAGAGACCUAUGGUGCCUUCUUGAACAGAUAUGGCAACGUGCCCUUCACCAAGAACCCUGAGAAGUACAUCAAAUACCAGGUUGACCAGGUUGGGGAGAUGAUUGAGAAGCUGUUUGACACCUCAGCAUGAAUCUCUAGCUGUCAUAUACAAGUCAGCACGCUCUCAGCAACCUUUGGGACUCCCUUUGCUCCCCCCCUUGCCCCAUUGUGGUGGGCAGGGUGUUCUACUUGUAUUUAUCAGAUUUAUAAACCUGUGGAAGCACUCCCUCCUGGCUGCCUUUCCCUUCUUCCAUGGAUCUGGAGCAAAGGCUGCUGUGUGGGCUCUUAUAUUGAUGCAUCUUCAGGCCUGGAUGUAAGUGUUAAUGCUUUGAUGUGCAGCAGACAUGCUGAGUGUGUUUAAAAAAGGCAAAACAAAAAA
Messenger RNA from Strigops habroptila (Kakapo), 2637 nucleotides. RefSeq names its product exocyst complex component 7 (gene EXOC7). NCBI's taxonomy places the organism in Eukaryota, Metazoa, Chordata, Aves, Psittaciformes, Psittacidae. Gene Ontology annotation, cellular component: exocyst. The coding region runs from base 112 to 2349 and encodes 745 amino acids. The transcript has 21 exons. Gene Ontology annotation, biological process: exocytosis. The record is from RefSeq and is a predicted model, not a curated record. Gene Ontology annotation, molecular function: phosphatidylinositol-4,5-bisphosphate binding.